AACGAAGUUGGCUGCACCUCCGAUUAUCGGUGCUUCUUUCCGGUUCACACUGUCGGGGUGAUUGUGUCUUGUUUAGUUUAGCUGUAAUUAAAUCUUUCUCCAUCUUCCACUAUGAAGAUCUAUAAGGAUAUUUUCACCGGUGAUGAGAUGUUCUCAGAUACCUACAAAGUAAAAUUGAUCGACGAUGUUCUGUAUGAAGUAUAUGGCAAGUUGGUUUCUCGUAAAGCUGGGGAAAUAGAAAUUGCUGGAUUUAACCCAUCUGUGGAGGAAACUGACGAAGGCACGGAUGAGUCUGUCGAAACUGGUGUCGAUGUAGUUUUAAAUCAUCGACUGCAAGAAAGUUUUGCAUUUCGGGACAAAAAAUCUUAUACUCUAUACUUGAAAGAUUACAUGAAAAAAUUAGUCGCAAGAUUGGAAGAGAAAUCUCCUGAUCAGGUGGAAGUAUUCAAAACGAACACAAACAAAGUUAUGAAAGACAUAUUAAGUCGUUUCAAAGACUUGCAAUUUUUUACCGGUGAAUCUAUGGACAUCGAUGGCAUUGUUGCAUUGAUGGAGUAUCGUGAUAUUGAUGGUGACUCUGUGCCUGUACUUAUGUUAUUCAAACAUGGUCUUGAAGAAGAAAAGUUUUAAAUAAUUUUAGAUAUUCAACAAAUUGCAAAAAAAUAUUAUAAAAUCGAAUCAAGACUGUACACAUGCUAGAAAGCUGUGAAAUUUAGUUAAAAGGAAACACAAUUCUACUUCCAAUCUCAUUUUAUAAUGCAAUUUAACUUAUUUCCUCUUCAAAAUAGAAAGAAAAACAUCUUAAUGACAGAUUUGAAGAAAAUAAUAUUUGUACAUAUGGUGUGACUGAAAGGAAAAUUUAUAUAAGACAAUGAUGUCCCUUCAACGUUUCUGUAUUUGAUUCACUGUAGCGAUAGUAGUAUAAUUUUCUAUUCCUUUUUUUUGUUUUUUUUAUUCGAUAUUGUUGGAACGUUUUAUUUAUGAGUGAAACGAAAUGGAAGAUGGGGAAAGAACUUUGCAGCAAUGGAAGUAUUAAAGUAUAAUGUCUAUAAUUAUUGUUAACAUCAGGAAAUCUCAGUGAAUAAUAAAUAUAGCAGGAAUAACAUACUCUGUAUAAUGUCCAGCACGAAUAAAAGGUGUUUUCAUAAGUA
Molecule: messenger RNA, 1151 nt
Organism: Colletes gigas
Lineage: Eukaryota; Metazoa; Arthropoda; Insecta; Hymenoptera; Colletidae
Gene: Tctp
Product: translationally-controlled tumor protein homolog
Exons: 5
Coding region: 112-630 (172 amino acids)
Cellular component (GO): cytoplasm
Molecular function (GO): calcium ion binding
Source: RefSeq, a predicted model, not a curated record